Messenger RNA from Amphiprion ocellaris (clown anemonefish), 3571 nucleotides. RefSeq names its product coronin, actin binding protein, 2Ba (gene coro2ba). Gene Ontology annotation, molecular function: actin filament binding. The transcript has 12 exons. Gene Ontology annotation, biological process: actin filament organization. Bases 302 to 1747 code for a protein of 481 amino acids. NCBI's taxonomy places the organism in Eukaryota, Metazoa, Chordata, Actinopteri, Pomacentridae. The record is from RefSeq and is a predicted model, not a curated record.
UAGGACAGCCGGUGUUUCAGUGCAUCAUCCUCUGUGUCUGUGUGGGAGGAGGGAGGGUGUAUCCUAGCGGGAAGCUUUUCCUUGUUGUAGAAACCCACCGACCGACUGCCAGCCGUUACUUCACUGCAGCAGCAAUCAGCCAGACUCUAACCUGCCUUUCCCCUCCUCUUUUCUCUCUCUCUCUCUCUCUCUGCAUAUGCAGCAGAGCUGCCCUCCUCUCCUCCUCAUCACUUUGCCACUCCUGCGGCAUUGCUCUGUGCUGGAAGGGGACGCCGGCCUGCUCCUCACCCACUGAUUCUGCAUGACUGUCACAAAGAUGUCAUGGCGUCCGACCUACCGAAGCUCCAAGUUUCGAAACGUCUACGGAAAAGUGGGCAACAGGGAGCACUGCUACGACGGCAUCCCCAUCACCAAGAACGUCCACGACAACCACUUCUGUGCCGUCAACUCCAAGUUCCUGGCAGUCGUCACGGAGAGCGCCGGCGGGGGAUCCUUCAUCAUUAUACCUGUAUCCCAGUCUGGACGCCUGGACUCUCAUUACCCCAAAGUGUGCGGCCACCAGGGCAAUGUGCUCGAUAUCAAGUGGAAUCCCUUCUUUGAAAACAUCAUAGCAUCCUGCUCUGAGGACACCUCGGUCCGAGUAUGGGAGAUCCCAGAGGGCGGCUUGAGGCGAAACAUGACGGAGGCGGUUCUGGAGCUGUACGGUCACAGCAGACGGGUGGGUCUGAUCGAGUGGCACCCGACCAGCAGCGGCAUCCUCUUCAGUGCAGGAUACGACUAUAAGAUCCUCAUCUGGAACCUGGAGAUCGGGGAGCCGGUGAAGAUGAUCGACUGCCACACCGACGUCAUCCUCAGCAUGUCCUUCAAUACAGACGGCAGCCUGCUGGCCACCAGCUGCAAAGACAAGAAGCUGCGCGUCAUUGAGCCACGCUCCGGGAGAGUCCUUCAGCAAGCCAGCUGUAAGAACCACCGUGUGAACCGAGUGGUGUUCCUGGGCAACAUGAAGCGACUGCUCACCACGGGAGUUUCUCGCUGGAACACCCGGCAGAUCGCUCUCUGGGAUCAGGAGGAUUUGUCGAUGCCGAUUGUGGAGGAGGACAUAGACGGGCUCUCGGGACUGUUGUUUCCGUUCUAUGACACCGACACCCACAUGUUGUACCUGGCAGGAAAGGGCGAUGGAAACAUCCGUUACUUUGAAAUCACCACAGAGAAGCCAUACAUCCAAUACCUAAUGGAGUUCCGGUCCCCGGCCCCGCAGAAAGGACUCGGUGUGAUGCCAAAGCACGGGCUGGAUGUGGCAGCCUGCGAGGUGUUUCGCUUCUACAAACUGGUGACGCUGAAGGGUUUGAUUGAGCCAAUUUCCAUGAUUGUGCCGAGGAGGUCCGACACAUACCAGGAGGACAUCUACCCCAUGACAGCAGGGACAGAACCCGCCCUGUCCGCCAGCGAAUGGCUCAGCGGAAUCGAUAGAGACCCCGUCUUGAUGUCCCUGAAGGACGGUUACCACCGGCCAAACCAGCUAGUGUUCAAGGCCCCGGUGAAGGAGAAGAAGAGCGUGGUGGUGAAUGGGAUCGACCUCCUGGAGAACGUACCGCCCCGGACGGAGAACGAGCUCCUGCGGAUGUUUUUCCGGCAGCAGGAUGAGCUGCGGCGGCUGAAGGAGGAGCUGACCACCAAGGAUGUGCGAAUACGCCAGCUGGAGCUGGAGCUCAACAACCUGAAGAACGUUAGUCCCACCAACGUCUGACCUCGGAGCCUCCCGGACUGGCAAAGCUGCCCCCAACUCAGACCUCCACAAGCUCCUGAGCCCCCCGCCCUGCUUUUUUGAUAUAUGUCAUUAUAUCAUAAGUUCAUUCCUGCUGCCCGCAUAGUGCUCACGAUAGUAUGGUAACUGGGAUAAGUGUUGACUGAUUAACUGGAGUCUUGUAGUGAUCAUCAGAGAUGUAGGCGAGACAGUUCAGGGAUCACCGCUCACACAUUCAACUGAUGAGAGCCAGAUUCUGAGAUCCAGUCAGUUUUGGUGUUUUCUGUUUUUAUAAAUGAGUGUUAGGAUUGAAUAUUUCCACCACACCGCCUCGGUAUUCAUCUCACCAUGCCUGCCCUGUUGUCCUCGUGGCAAUGCCUUGAUCACCGUUUCCCAUCCUCUCGUACCGACCAAACCACCUACGAAUCCUCAUCCAGGUUCAAACCGGAGGAUGAAACAGACCAUCAGCGGCUCCUGUUCUUCUUCCCUAAGGCCUUAGACCCUGCUGCACUUUGCAGCGAGCUGCAGCAUCUCAACAUGGCUGAUGUGAAGUAGUUUUCUGACAGACCGAAGAGUUCUGCUGAGGUGGAUCGUGUUUUAUCACAAAGCUGCUUAUCCUGUAACUGCUUUCCUCACCUACAAAUGUUGACUAUAGAUCUACUCAGUAACACAUAGCUCUCUGAAAUGCAGUCAGGAGGGUGGACAGCUCACACUCUUCUUCCUGUUUAUUUAAAUAGUGGGAAAGCAGUGGAGAACUUGGAUCCAGGUGGUGGACUUUAUUGGCUGUUACUGGUAUUUAGGGCUAAUUUUGAGGAUGGGGGUAAUGUAUAUUUGCUUCUAUUUAUUUGUCACAUCUUACCUUUUUGGCUACUGACAUGUAUAAUUGUUAAUCCCACUGUUUUUGUACGACGUGGCUGCGUAAGUAAUGAUUGUGAUGCUUGAUAGAUUUCUGCUGAAUGUUUCUGGUUGAAACGGUGCGAGAUUUGUGUGAAAUGGCACCUUAAACAGUAUUUAGUUCUUCGACUCCAACUGCAUAACUUAAGCUAAGUUAUAAAGCUAUAUUCUUGCCUCUUCCUAACAGUGCAGACUGUAUUAAUAACCAUCCUUUUACAUUUAAACUUAAGUAUAUUACUCUUACUGAGACGUGUUCGCCUGUAGCUCUGUAAUUUUGCUUUUAAGACUUCAGGUCAUCUGCCUCUCCUCCACUUGUACCAUCAACAGAUUUUAGGCUAAACUGUAGUUUAAAUGCCUCAAUUUUACCACCAAAUAUUGCUUUCCGUUAGUGUUACAUUUUAAGAGAAAUGGGGACUGCAUUAACAGUCGAUUGGCUCCGAUAUAAUGGCCAGGUUCAAGAAAGAUUCUGCUCAAAAGCCAUUUUCAGUUAGAAUUUGUAUGUAGAAAGUAAGUCAAGGAUUAAAGGUCACAAGUCUUCUCUGAUCACAUCACAGCAGGGACAUAAAGGGUCAAAAGCUUGAAAAUAAAAACAUAGGAACCCUUGAAAAGUAGACUUGAACUAGCGACAGGCUAAUGGUAAAUGUGUGUGUUUCUUGCAGGGAAAAUAAAAAGCUACAGUGAAAGUAGAAAGAGCGAAAAGGGAUCUUCCAGACUGACAAGGCUUCUCAUGUAGACGAACCGAGGACUAAAAAUCAACCUUUAGCUGUUCUUGUUGGAGAAGGUAAGGUAACGAGGCAGAAAUGUGCUUUUAAAAUGUCUUUUUGUACAGUUGCUAAAUGGCAUUUUGACUUUGAAAAACUGGCAGAACCUCAAAAUUUGUUAGUACUGAGCUGAAAUUUUUGGGAAUUGAGUAAAACCUGGCUUCAACUUGUA